CACACGCCACGCAUAAAUAUCGCGCGUGCCAAUGCGUUCCGCCCGCCCUCCUAUGAAGCUCGAGCUGCUCUAUCCCUCGUCCCAACAAGAACUGAAGCCUAGAACGAUUUCAGCUCGGGACCCACCCUGCACCCUCUGAUGGCAAUAUGGCGACAGAGUUCCACAACCUCCAGGAUCUGAGACACACUGCUUCUCUGGUAAACAAGGUGUUCAUCCAGAGAGACUACAGUGAAGGGACUACCUGCAGGUUCCAGACCAAGUUCCCCUCAGAGCUAGACAGUAGGAUUGAGCGGAAGCUGUUUGCAGACACCGUGAGCACGCUGAACCGGUACUACGCUGAGGCAGAGAGCAUGGGGGGGCAGUCCUACCUGGAGGGCUGCCUGGCCUGUGUCACCGCCUACGUCAUCUUCCUCUGCAUGGAGACCCGCUACGAGAAGGUACACACACACAUCUCU
Molecule: messenger RNA, 455 nt
Organism: Osmerus eperlanus (European smelt)
Lineage: Eukaryota; Metazoa; Chordata; Actinopteri; Osmeriformes; Osmeridae
Product: golgin subfamily A member 7B-like
Exons: 3
Biological process (GO): protein targeting to membrane; peptidyl-L-cysteine S-palmitoylation
Cellular component (GO): palmitoyltransferase complex
Source: RefSeq, a predicted model, not a curated record